AUGUCUGAGCGGAAGCUAUCUUUGCCUGCUUUCUUGAAAGUACUCACAAGCCACGAUGUUCCCGUCUCAACUGCCAUGGCCGUUGCAGGCAAAAUAUACAAGCAGUUCAAUACGGCAGAGUCCCUGUCAACUCUAACGGAACCUCAGCUCGUGUCUUGCGGUAUCGAUGACAAGGACCUAAGAAGACAAAUACUUAUGGCGGUCACGAAGGCUGGCUUUAUAGUAAAGAGAACGGGGAGAGAGCCAGCGACGUCCAUAUCCACAGGACAAACUGAAGCCGCAGACACAGUGCAAGCUGCUAUUACACCACGCAAACGGACACGCAAACGCGAUGACGGCCUGAACAGGUAUCUCCCGGAACGUCCUGAUGAUGAGGCUGCUUCAUACGGCAGUCUUGAGUUCAACGAAGAGCUGGAUGAACAGACGCUAGCAUCAAAAGCCACUGUGAUCAAUCGGGCACCAUUAAUGACUGCAUGGGCAAUGGUUGUCGCCGAACGCCUGGGUUUUCAGAGAGAGGAAGCCCUGAGUAUAGCAUCGGCAUACACGGAAAUGAAUGCCAUCUCAAAGGGCGUUAGUAUAGGUGUUUUCAAGACGUCAAAGAAAGAAGAGAUGGAACGCUAUGAAGGAGGUGCACAGCCAUACAUUGACCUCAUGGGACGAAGACCACUGUAUCAGACGCGGUCCGAGCAAUGGCGUGCCCUCAUCAAUGCUUCCCCGGCACUUCCAAGUGAAGCAUUCUCGUAUAUCUCGCGGUCUUUCCGACAAACUACGUCGCACAUGGUUGGCGCCCUCCGCCUUCUGGCUGAGAGCUACCCACCGAAGAUUUUGAACGAGCGAGGUUUUGCUUUGUAUGCUGAUUUUCGGCCAACAGCGGAAGGAUGGGGCGCACGGGGUGAAGUCAAGUGCGAGAAAAUUCUCUCUCUGAGACGCAAACUCGAGCGAGUCCCCGCCAAGACGAGCAUAGCAUCAGUGCAAGACGUUGUCAAGAUUGGAGACGUGGAGUCAUUGGCUCGAGGUGCUGAUCAUAACACAGAUCCAAAAGAAGGUGAUCGGGAAACAUGCGAGCCGGAGCAGAAGAAACAGCGGACACUCACUGUGGAGGAAUAUGAGGCUAUGUUAGACGAGGAUCUGACAUUCAACAAUGCAGAUUUGCCUUGAAAUGCAUGUUUAUGUAGCUAAUGGUUUUUGUCCAUUUUUCACGAUGUGUAGUUCUGGCAGUUCCCACAGUUUGAAGGACUUGGUGUUCCACGGCUAUGAUGUCCAAACUAGUGUAAAAUUUGCUCCAAGUCAUGUUAAGGAAUGUCGAGUCUAGGAAUUUGUCUAGCUAAGUCUAAAGUAAACACCUGACUGAUAACCCAAGAAUAGCACCUCAUACUACUUAAAGGUUUUUAAUGACGGCUGCAGUGAACUCUGACGUCGUCGAUCCACC
Molecule: messenger RNA, 1429 nt
Organism: Coniophora puteana RWD-64-598 SS2
Lineage: Eukaryota; Fungi; Basidiomycota; Agaricomycetes; Boletales; Coniophoraceae
Exons: 6
Coding region: 1-1158 (385 amino acids)
Source: RefSeq, a predicted model, not a curated record